CUACUACACCUUUUGAUGCUGAUCAUGUAAGUAAUUACAUCUUUUGAUGCUCUUGUAAUUCACGUCUACAAGUGACGCCACAACGCCUGAUUGAGUUCUCGAUGGAGGAAUUAAGGCAAGCAACGAACAAUUUCGACCUGGAUAAUAAUCAUCUUGGGUUUGGAUGUUACGGAUUAGUUUAUACUGGGCUGAUCGGAGACAGGAUCGUUGCGAUCAAAAGGGAGUGGCUUCAUCUCCAGCCUAGAUUCUUGGAUGAGGUUUCUUACAUGUCUAAAAUCCAGCAUGAAAAUUUGGUUAAUCUGAUCGGUUAUUGUUGCGAAGAAGGGAACCAAUUGCUCGUCUUUGAGUAUAUGGUCAAGGGUAACGUGCGAGAUUAUCUUGGUGAUUCUAGUGACUUCACGUUCAAGAAAAGGAUAUCUGUAGCUCUUGAUGCAGCCAAAGGGUUGCUACACUUGCACAACUUAGAUCCUCCAGUACAACACAAGAGAUUUAGGACGGGUAAAGUUUUGCUUGAUGCCGACCUCAAUGCCAAGGUAUCGGAUGCGGGAAUGUUGGGACUGCUUCAAGAUCGUGAUCUUCGUCUCCUUAAUCCAAGAGGUGGUUUAGAGGAGACCAUUGAUGUGUAUAGCUUCGGGUUGUUCCUUCUAGAGCUUAUCACUGGUGAAAAACCUGGACUGUUACAAUCAACCUUUGAAAUUAUGCAAUGGAUACUUCUGCGACGUUCUACAAACACACUUUUGGAUGAUAAUAUGCCUGGAACGUUCACGAACCAAUCGUUGGAGGCUUAUAUGAAGAUUACUAUAGAAUGCUUGACAUAUCCCGCGAUAGAUCGCCCGAAGAUGGAUAUGGUUGUGACCGAGCUUGAGACGAUUUACCAGAAUGAAGUCAUCAAUGAAGAGCAUGAGGUUGCUCUAGGAAGUGAGCUUUUUAACAUAACCAUUCAGUGAGAGCGAGACAUGUUGUUUGUAUCAGUCUAUUUCGAAACCUUAAAAGGCUAUAAUAAAAGAUAAGACUAUAAUAAUAAAAGAUUUCAAACAGAA
Arabidopsis lyrata subsp. lyrata is the source of this 1040-nucleotide messenger RNA. RefSeq names its product probable serine/threonine-protein kinase PBL15. The record is from RefSeq and is a predicted model, not a curated record. Lineage: Eukaryota; Viridiplantae; Streptophyta; Magnoliopsida; Brassicales; Brassicaceae. Bases 102 to 947 code for a protein of 281 amino acids. The transcript has 6 exons. Gene Ontology annotation, biological process: protein phosphorylation. Gene Ontology annotation, molecular function: ATP binding; protein kinase activity.